This is a messenger RNA of Raphanus sativus (radish), 783 nucleotides long. RefSeq names its product ubiquitin-conjugating enzyme 15. The record is from RefSeq and is a predicted model, not a curated record. Lineage: Eukaryota; Viridiplantae; Streptophyta; Magnoliopsida; Brassicales; Brassicaceae. The transcript is spliced from 6 exons. The coding region runs from base 119 to 604 and encodes 161 amino acids.
ACAAAAUAAUUAAUUUAGUGAAAAGGAAAGUGUCCUCCCUCCUAUAGAAGAAAAAAAAAAACGUGAAGAGUAAAGGAGCCGGGGGCAUCGCACACCUUGUAUUCUCUCUUUCUCCGCCAUGACCAGCUCUUCCGCUCCCUCACGCAAGGCUUUAAGCAAGAUCGCGUGCAAUAGGUUGCAGAAAGAGCUUACCGAGUGGCAAUUAAAUCCUCCCACUGGAUUUAGGCACAAAGUUACCGAUAAUCUUCAAAAAUGGACAAUCGAUGUGACCGGAGCUCCGGGGACGCUCUACGCGAACGAGACUUACCAGCUUCAGGUUGAAUUUCCCGUUAAUUACCCUAUGGAAGCCCCCCAGGCAUUUUUUGUUCCUCCGGCACCGUCACAUCCACAUAUUUACAGCAAUGGACAUAUUUGUUUGGAUAUUCUAUAUGACUCGUGGUCACCAGCAAUGACUGUGAGUUCGGUCUGCAUCAGCAUUCUCUCCAUGCUAUCAAGUUCACCUGCAAAGGAACGCCCCGCAGAUAAUGAUCGUUACGUCAAGAAUUGUAAGAACGGGAGGUCCCCUAAGGAGACGAGGUGGUGGUUCCAUGACGACAAGGCUUGAUGCAACGACCAAGAGAAGCCCCCUCUAUUGUAAUAUGAAGAUGAUGACACUGAAAAUGUCGAAUCAUCAAACAUUUAAAUGUUUCCUUUUAACUUGUUGUCUCCAUCUUUUUCACUUUUAUCUAUGGAAUGUCAAACUCGCACUUCCCAAUAACUCAGAGAAGAGAAACAUUGCCGGAA